Messenger RNA from Phytophthora nicotianae INRA-310, 692 nucleotides. RefSeq lists its product as hypothetical. The transcript has a single exon. Bases 1 to 552 code for a protein of 183 amino acids. NCBI's taxonomy places the organism in Eukaryota, Oomycota, Peronosporomycetes, Peronosporales, Peronosporaceae. The record is from RefSeq and is a predicted model, not a curated record.
AUGGGCGCUGCAAUCAAUUGGGAGACUUGUAGUGACAAUCUACACGAACUAGGUGAAUGUGUACCCUUUCUUAAUAUAGCCUAUUUUGAGCACAACGCCACUAGCCCGACGGACGAGACUACAACGAUAAUCGUGAUCGGAGCAACCAUCGUCCAUGGCCGGAAUGCUGUUGGAGAUCGAGGUACUGUAAUAGUCGAGGAUCUGUACGUGGCCGAAGAGCACUGCGCGGAAGAGGACGUGUACGUGGUAGAGGAUCAGUACAUGGCCGUGGAGCUGUACGUAGCAGAAGAGCUGUGCGUGGUCGAGCAGAUGUACAUGGCCGUCGAGCUCGUUUGUGCUCGUCGCGAUGGCGUAGUUCCAGACAACAGUGGGUCUCAAGACGAACUACUUCAGCACGAAUGGUUUACCCGGCCCCAAAGUCCAACGGAGUGUAGAUAUGCAGACUUGCUCAAGUUUGUCAUUGGUGAUGAAAACUUCAACGCCUUUGAAUACGUUGGUGACAAUGGUGCGAACGCAGAAACCAUGGACAUCCAGUUCAUGGAUACGGUGUAAAUCACGGCUCCACUCAGCAUCCACCCUUUCACGGAUGGCGAGGCUCCGUGAGAACUGGUAUAACCAUCAUUUGUUUUACAUAUGUGUGCCGUUGAGAGGUUUUCCCUCACUCCUGCCAACAACAAAAUAUUAUGUGCUCG